Molecule: messenger RNA, 3530 nt
Organism: Periophthalmus magnuspinnatus
Lineage: Eukaryota; Metazoa; Chordata; Actinopteri; Gobiiformes; Gobiidae
Gene: c9h2orf68
Product: chromosome 9 C2orf68 homolog
Exons: 4
Coding region: 314-799 (161 amino acids)
Source: RefSeq, a predicted model, not a curated record
GUCACUUCAAGAAGCAAAAUGGCGGAGUCAAAACUAGCCCGGAGUUAUUUAAAAGCUCGGAUAAACGGUUUUUAGGUUAAUUGUCUCAGUAAUUUAUCUAAAUCGCAUCAAAGCGGGGCGACAAAUCUUAACAAUCAUAAUAUUGUGUUUCAUGUGAGGUUUUCUGUACUCGUUAGAUAGCGGCAGAAUAACUCCGGGUAUAAUUUAGUGGCCAAUGGUUUACCACAAACUAGCCAUGUAGCUUUUGUGAGUGCUGCUGCCACAUUUGUUUGUUGGUUUGAUCUGUAUACGUCUUAUUUAUUCAUGUAUAAAAAUGGACAUUCUAAAAGACGAUGAGCUCAAGUAUAAACCCGGGGGGCGUUUGGACAUGAGCCACGGCUUUCUGCACCAUAUUCGGAGGAAUCAGAUUGCCAGAGAUGACUAUGACAAAGAGGUGAAGCAGGCCAAAGAGCUGAAAAGGAGGAGACACACCACUGUGCCGAGACGCCCGCGCAGACCCGACAUCCAGGUCUACUAUCCUAAAUGCAGAGAUGAUUCGAAGGCAGAUCCAGGAGGUGAGGCAGAUGACUGUAGUGACAGCUCUGGCUCACACGCUGAGGGGGAGGGCCCCACAGAGCUGUUCUGGCUGGACUAUCAAGCCGACUGUGGAAGUGUGACCUCAGUCCUGGUGCACAAGGAGGACAAACCAGAGAAGGUGGUGGAGUGUGUGGCAAAGAAGAACAUUUUAGAUGAGGCCAUGAGAGCAGCUCUGAGUGCUCGUGUCCAGAAGGAGAUGGACAAGAGACGAGACAAGUGCUGACAGUGGACACAUACAGAAGAUAUGCCCAGACAAGCAGUGACAGCGGACACACCUGUGAGGACCAUAAAGUGUACAGUGAGGCAAAUAAGUAUUUGAACACCCUGUGAUUUUGCAAGUUCUCCCACUUAGAAAUCAUGGAGGGGUCUGAAAUUUUCAUCUUAGGUGCAUGUCCACUGUGAGAGACAUAAUCUAAAAAAAUCUGGAAUUCACAUUGUAUGAUUUUUUUUUAAAUAAUUUAUUUGUAUGUUACUGCUGCAAAUAAGUAUUUGAACACCUAUCUAUCAGCUAGAAUUCUGACCCUCAACGACCUGUUAGUCCUUCUUUACAAAGAUGGACCAUUUGGAUGAUCCAGAAUAGUCAUGAGAGAAAGUCAUGUGGUCAGAUGAGACCAAAAUAGAACUUUUUGGUCUUAAUUCCACUCGCCGUGUUUGGAGGAAGAAGAAUGAUGAGCACCAUCCAAAGAACAUCAUCCCUACUGUGAAGCAUGGGGGUGGUAGCAUCAUGCUUUGGGGGUGUUUUUCUGCACAUGGGACAGGACGACUGCACUGUAUUAAGGAGAGGAUGACCAGGGCCAUGUAUUGCUAGAUUUUGGGGAACAACCUCCUUCCCUCAGUUAGAGCAUUGAAGAUGGGUCAUGGCUGGGUCUUCCAACAUGACAAUGACCCAAAGCACACAGCCAGGAUAACCAAGGAGUGGCUCCGUAAGAAGCAUAUCAAGGUUCUGGAGUGGUCUAGCCAGUCUCCAGACCAAAACCCAAUAGAAAAUCUUUGGAGGGAGCUCAAACUCAGUGUUUCUCAGCGACAGCCCAGAAACCUGACAGCUAGAGAAGAUCUGUGCGGAGGAGUGGCCAAAAUCCCUCCUGCAGUGUGUUCAAACCUGGUGAAAAACUACAGGAAACGUUUGACCUCUGUAAUUGCAAACAAAGGCUACUGUACCAAAUAUAACAUUGAUUUUCUCAGGUGUUCAAAUACUUUUUUGCAGCAGUAACAUACAAAUAAAUGAUUUUUAAAAAUCAUAAAAUGUUAUUUCCAGAUUUUUUUUUAGAUUGUGUCUCUCACAGUGGACAUGCACCUAAGAUGAAAAUUUCAGACCCCUCCAUGAUUUCUAAGUGGGAGAACUUGCAAAAUCACAGGGUGUUCAAAUACUUAUUUGCCUCACUGUAAAUAGAAGUGGACUAAGGGACGCCAUACUGUCUGGCUUCAGUCAAUUGAAGCUAAUCGAGGCUAGCAGUUACAGCAGCUAUUUUAGGACCUAAUCCUAUAUUUCAAAGCCCGAGUGUGCAUUUCAUGGCAGCCAAAGAGCCAGACAGGAACGAGGUUAUUGAAGGUAGAUGCCCACACAGUUAGCUCUUCUAUAUACAGUCUAUGGUUAUAGCCAGAUGAAAUGGCCAGGGGAUGAGACAAACCAGUGCACACAUGUAAGGACAGAGGACAUGUCCAAAUGUGUGCAAAUGUGAAACUGCCUCCUGGAGCUGCUGUGAGGAAGGGCGAUAACAAGGAACAUUCACUUUGACAGCGGCAGUCAUCUGGACACAUGGCAGCCAUUAAAUGUUUACACUGUAAUGUUAGUCAUGUGCCACAUGUUUAAAGCUUCACUAUGUAACUUUUCUGAUGUAGUAAACAGUAAUAGUAUAUAUAAAUGUCCAUUUAUAUAUACAGCUAAACGCCAGCCGCUGCGUUCCAAAUAGCAAUCAAACCAAGGUUUGAUUAACACUCUUGUUGCUAGACUCCCACUCCCCGCUAAACCAGUGGUGGAGGCAGAAGGAGGCAGUAUUCCAUUCAAAAGGCUUAUUUGCGAUUGGCUCUUUGUUUUCAUUUGGUUGCAAGAGAAUGCAUGGGUGACGUCACAGCCAUUUCAAAUAUUCAACCAUAGGUGUUUAUAUCAUAGACUGUAUAAUGGAUAAGUUUAUUGCCAUACUGUGGAAUGUUCCUCACCAGAAAAGUUCCACAGUGCAACUUUGUUGAUAGUAAAGUAAGAUGUAGAAUUACAGGAGUUAAGGUAGAAAUGUAAUGUAAAACGUAGGGGGAGCUCCACUGAGGAAAAUGGGGGUUUGAGAACAACCUGAGGGAUGUGGGCCAAAUAUUUAGCCAUACUGUAGGGCAGAUAAAUGUAUUGUGUGGAACUGCAUCUGGCUUAAACCUGAGCCAAAUUACUCACAAGAAGGGUUUGGUUAUGCCACAUUAUAACUUUGAAUAUGUUUUAUUUCGUAACUGAAAAAUUGUGUCUGAUCAUUUUUCUUGUAUUGUCUCUGAGCCAAACAAAUAGAUUUGUCCAUAACCCAUGUACACAUUUGCUAUUUUUUUUUACUUAUUACUACAAUUGUUCCCAGAUUUAGCUAAUUAUUAUUUGGCUCAUUGGGCUAAACAUUCAUCCUCCAACCAGAGGGUAACUGGUUCAAACCUCAGCCAAGUCAAAUACUUAAUGCUGUUGUAUCCCUGAACAAGAGCAUUUACACCCCAUCGCCUGUGCCAGUCAUAGUUAAGUACAUCAGGAUUAUAUUGUAUUAUUAUUGUAUUUGUAUUUUUAAGUGUUGGUUACUUUUUGUGCUAUAGUUUUAUACUGUUUGUGAAGGUUUGGCUUUUCAUAUAUUUAUUUAGUGCUUUAUAAAUCCUUUAUUUUUGAUACAGUCAUUUGCAUGUAAAAUGGAUUAUGCACAAAAAUACACAUCUCAACAGCCAUAUCAACACUGUAAAUAAACAUCUACACCAGUUCAAAUGUAGUUCAAAUGUAU